ACGUCUGAUGAUCAUAUAUGUAUAAAGAUCGAGGCGUAUGCAACUAUGCAUGUUGCAACAUUUGGUAAGGUAGAGAAGAGAGAGAGAGAGAUGCCGGAGUACUGCGUGACCGGCGGGACGGGGUUCAUCGCGUCGCACCUCAUCCGCGCGCUGCUCGCCGCCGGCCACACCGUCCGCGCCACCGUCAGAGACCCAGAGGAUGAAGCCAAGGUGGGGUUCCUGUGGGAGCUGGAGGGCGCCAGCGAGCGGCUGCAGCUGCUCCGGGCCGACCUGAUGGUGGAGGGGAGCUUCGACGACGCCGUCCGCGGCGUCGACGGCGUCUUCCACGCGGCGUCCCCCGUCGUCGUUGUCGGCAGCGGCGGCGGCGGCGGCGGCAAGGCGGCGCCGCCGAGCAAGCAGGACGACGAGGAGGAGGUCCGGCAGCGGCUGGUGGAGCCGAUCGUCCGCGGCGCGGCGAACGUGCUGCGGUCGUGCGCCCGCGCGCGGCCCCGGCGCGUGGUGUUCACCUCCUCCUGCUCCUGCGUCCGCUACUGCGGCGGCGCGGCGACGGCGCUGAACGAGUCGCACUGGAGCGACGCCGCCUACUGCGCGGCGCACGGCCUCUGGUACGCCUACGCCAAGACGGUGGCGGAGCGGGAGGCGUGGCGCCUCGCCAAGGAGCGCGGCCUCGACAUGGUCGUCGUCAACCCGUCCUUCGUGGUCGGCCCCGUCCUCGGCCCGGCGGCGACCAGCACGGCGCUGGUGGUGCUCGCCCUGCUCCGGGGGGACCUCCCCAGGUACCCCAACACCACGGUGGGGUUCGUGCACGUCGACGACGCCGUGCUGGCCCACGUGCUGGCCAUGGAGGACCCCAGGGCGUCGGGCCGGCUCAUCUGCUCGUGCCACGUCGCGCACUGGUCGGAGAUCGUGGAGGCGCUGCGGGAGAGGCACCCGCAGUACAGGCUGCCGGCGGAGUGCAGCGGCCACAAGGGGGACGACAGGGCGCACAGGAUGGACACCACCAAGAUCAGGGCCCUCGGCUUCCCGCCAUUCCUCUCCCUGCAGCAGAUGUUCGACGACUGCAUCAAGAGCUUCCAGGACAAGGGCCUCCUCCCCCUCCCUCUCCCUCCUGCAAAUUAACUAAGCUGCAGCCUACUGAUUAGCUAUGCUACUAAUGCUUGAUUAAUUAAAUGAAGUGACUAAACAUUAAUUACUAGCAUGCUAUAAUGUUAUAAUCAGUUCGUGUGUGUUGUCUAUCAUUCACAUAACCUGGCUGCUCGCUUGAAAAAUUGUUAGCAACAUCGUUUUGCCUACAGCAGAUUAUGAUCUGUAGCUUAGCUGCUUGUUAACCACUAAUAAUACGGAGCAAUUUAUCGGUAAAAAUAUCUACUCCCUUCG
Molecule: messenger RNA, 1377 nt
Organism: Oryza brachyantha (malo sina)
Lineage: Eukaryota; Viridiplantae; Streptophyta; Magnoliopsida; Poales; Poaceae
Product: tetraketide alpha-pyrone reductase 2-like
Exons: 2
Coding region: 46-1119 (357 amino acids)
Molecular function (GO): oxidoreductase activity, acting on the CH-OH group of donors, NAD or NADP as acceptor
Source: RefSeq, a predicted model, not a curated record